Messenger RNA from Rhinichthys klamathensis goyatoka, 1856 nucleotides. RefSeq names its product G protein-coupled receptor 61 (gene gpr61). Gene Ontology annotation, molecular function: G protein-coupled receptor activity. Gene Ontology annotation, cellular component: plasma membrane; signaling receptor complex; endosome. Lineage: Eukaryota; Metazoa; Chordata; Actinopteri; Cypriniformes; Leuciscidae. Gene Ontology annotation, biological process: G protein-coupled receptor signaling pathway. Bases 95 to 1504 code for a protein of 469 amino acids. The record is from RefSeq and is a predicted model, not a curated record. The transcript has a single exon.
GAACGGUACUGCUGGAUCCCACUCUUCAGCAGGGGAGGAUGGGUGAUAGUCCCAUGAAAAUCACCUCCGCCCACAAUCCUUAUUCCAUCCUCUCAUGGAGCAUACAACCACCUACAACGCACUGUGGAACAUCACCCACGCCACCUCUUGGCGUCCGAACGCAACCCAGCCUAACGUCUCAGGACUGAGUGUGCCCAGAGAUGGACACGUCCUCCAGACGCUCGCCCUGUGCACCAUGCUCCUGAUGGACAUACUGGCUAUAGUGGGCAACUUAGCCAUCAUCACCGUCAUUGCCAGGACGCCGCGACUACGCAAAUUUGUGUUUGUCUUCCAUCUCUGCCUGGUGGAUCUCAUCGCGGCCCUGGUGUUAAUGCCUCUGGGUAUGCUGUCAGGUCAGGGCUUUUUCAACAAGGCUCUGUGUCAGGGUUACCUGUGUCUGAGCGUGGGACUGAUCAGUGCUGCUAUCCUCACUAUCUCAGCCAUCAACGUCGAGAGAUACUAUUACGUCGUUCAUCCCAUGCGCUAUGAGGUGAAAAUGACCAUGGGCCUGGUGGUUUCGGUAUUGAUUGGAAUAUGGAUUAAAGCCAUCCUCAUGUCCGCAUUCCCUUUACUCGGCUGGGCGCUUGAAAGAGAGGAGACGGGACCGGCACUGGGGAAAGUUAUGGGGAAAAUUGCUGAACCAAAGAGCUGUUCGCUCCACUGGAUGGAUGGAGGGCCCCAACGACUGGUGUUCAUGGUCCUUUUUACGCUCAUGUACUUCCUGUGUCCAGUGCUUAUCAUCUUUGUGGUGUACUGCAACAUGUUUAAGGUGGCCAGGGUGGCCGCCAUGCAGCAAGGCCCAGUCCCCACGUGGAUGGAGACUCCUCGGCCACGCUCUGAAUCUCUGAGCAGCCGCUCAAGCAUGGCGGCCAGCCUCAGUGGUGCUCGAACCACCCCUCAGAGGACUUUCAGUGGGGGCAAGGCUGCGGUGGUCCUAGUCGCUGUAGGAGGUCAGUUUCUUGGGUGCUGGCUGCCUUAUUUCUCCUUCCUCCUGUACUGUGCCGUCAUGCCGUCCUCUCUCGAAUCCCUCGCACGCAUGGCCCAACUAGAGGACGUGUUCACCUGGAUUGGGUACUUCUGCUUCACCUCCAACCCUUUUUUCUACGGCUGUCUGAAUCGACAGAUCAGGGAAGAGCUGGCUAGAAACCUGGCCUACGUUUUCAAGUGGGGGCGUCCCGGUGAGGAAGAACAGCUGCCCAGUCGAGAGGCUUCUAUCGAGGAGAACUUUCUCCAGUUUCUUCAGGGCACAGGUUGCAAUAUGCGGCCAAGGAAUUCCCAAAGCAUCUCCAUCCCUCAACAGGAAGAGGACAAUCCUCUCUCAACCGAGCUCCACAGGCCGUCUGUCGACUUCCACAUUCCUGGCCAGAUCAUGGAGGAGACCUCGGAAUUCAUAGAGCAGCAACACAUGAAUGAUCUUAAUAUAUCAGACAAUUGUAUCAAGACUAAAGCAGAACUGCAAGGUUGACAUUUUCAGAUGUAAAAUCUUUAUUUAAUGUAUCAUAUAUUGUUGCUAUGGUUUACCAUUGGAUCUUUUUAUACUCUGUCCAAGAAUUUGUACAUAGCUUGUUUUAAAUUUUUGGUUGGUAGAUUUCUGUCAUCUUUUCAGGAGAGAUGUUGGACUGAUAAAAUGACCUCAUUCCAGCACAUUACCGCUAGACAGAAACUUAUUUACAUAGAUUCAGCAACAUUUGUCCAAACAAUCUAACAUGGAAGCAACAUUGUGAUGUGGAAUCUGUAUUCAAAAAGUGGUAUGAACCGCAAGUGGUUGAUGUUACAAAUUUUGAAGGCUCCUAAUGUUAAUUCAGACAACAAAUAAG